AUGACUGCUGACGAUCGGCGCCCGCGAACGGGUAAGCAGGAAGCGGUGCGUGUAAUCGUCCGAUGUCGUCCAUUGUCCGAAGUCGAAAUCGCACAAGGGCAUCAAAGUAUCGUCUCCAUGUAUCCUGAGCGUGGACUUGUGGAGUUACGGAAUCCAAAGGAUCUGCAAGAGCCAUCUAAAGACUUUACCUUUGAUGCUAUUUAUAAUGAAAGUUCAAAACAGCUCGAUCUGUAUGACGAAACGUUUCGAGACUUAGUCGAUUCAGUACUAAACGGGUUUAAUGGCACCAUAUUCGCAUAUGGUCAAACUGGUACUGGUAAAACGUACACGAUGGAAGGGAAAUCCUCGAUUCCUGAAGAACGUGGUGUUAUAUUCAACUGUUUCGAGCACAUAUUUCAACACAUAGCUCGGUCACGAAAUCAGAAAUAUCUUGUUCGAGCUAGCUACUUGGAAAUUCUAUCAGUUCACACUAUAAAAUUCCAGGAGGAUCUUCGCGAUUUACUCAGUAAAGAUGAUCGGGUAAAAUUAGAGUUGAAAGAAAAGCCUGACGUCGGAGUCUAUGUGAAGGAUCUUACGACGUUUCUAACGAAAUCCGUAGAGGAAAUCGAGCGAGUGAUGGCUGUCGGAAAUGCGAAUCGAUCGGUUGGACGAACGAACAUGAACGAACAUUCGAGCAGGUCACAUGCCAUUUUCAUAGUCACUGUGGAGUGCUGUGAAACUGAUCCAGAUGGGGAGAAUCACAUACGAGUAGGCCGCCUGAAUCUUGUCGAUCUAGCUGGUAGUGAACGGCAAGCGAAGACUGGUGCCACCGGGGAGAGGUUCAAGGAGGCGACGAAGAUCAAUUUGUCAUUGUCAGCCCUCGGUAACGUAAUCUCUGCCUUAGUCGACGGCAAAAGCACGCACAUUCCGUACCGUGAUAGCAAACUGACUCGACUAUUACAAGACUCGCUUGGUGGUAAUUCGAAAACGGUCAUGGUAGCAUGUAUAGGACCAGCUUCAUAUAAUUACGAAGAAACGCUAGGAACAUUACGAUAUGCGAAUCGAGCAAAGAACAUCAAGAACAAGCCGAAAAUCAACGAGGAUCCGAAGGAUGCGAUGUUGCGAGAGUUCCAGAAUGAAAUCAUGCGGAUUACGAGCCAUGUUGGAAAAGCGGUCAAAGCGGAAAGGACGAGGAGGAGGUUUGCUCUUUUGAACUUUGAACAGCUCGACGAGUCUCGUGGCGAAGAGUAUUUCAACGAGCAACAGCGUCAAAUUGCUGCCGAUCGUGAGCAUGCUCUCAAGGAUAAAACGCUUAUUCAGGAGGAGCGUCGACGAAUCAUUGCUGAUCUGGAAGAGAGACAACGGCAGUUGGAGCGAGAACAGCAAGCGCAACAGGAAGUAGCUGAAACGAUUGCUAAAAUGGAAAGCAAACUUCUCGGUGGAACAGAUCUCCUGGAUCACACAAGACAGCAAGAGGCCGAACUGGAACAUCGACGGCGGGAGCUGGCCGAGCAAAAGAAACGUGAACGGGAGAUUCUUCAACAGUUGGAGAGACAGGAGGAUGACACUGCAGAAAUCCAUCAAACGUAUUCCAGCUUACAGCAAGAAGUUGAGGCAAAGACGCGUAAACUCCGAAAACUGCACCUGAAAUUGCACAAGGCGAGGAACGAACUCCACGACUCGGCCGUCUUGCAUUCACAAGAGCGUCAGGAUCUUGAAGCUUCUGUGACGGAGAUUAAUAAGGAAUUGAAACUAAAGUGA
Messenger RNA from Cooperia oncophora, 1740 nucleotides. The record is from the annotation of a GenBank genome assembly. NCBI's taxonomy places the organism in Eukaryota, Metazoa, Nematoda, Chromadorea, Rhabditida, Trichostrongylidae.